GGCCUUCGAGGUACUUUUGGUUUUUCAACGGUACCAUGCCGCGGGGCACCCCAAGCUGUCAGACUGAAUUUCAUAUUUCAUAGAUUGACUCAUUAGGUAUUCGAUGAUUUCAUAUAGGUAGAGUGUAAAGUGCUUUUCGUCUUUACGGGUGUAACUUCCUGCCUUCGGAGGAAUUUAUCAAUCCCCUGUUGCAUCCAAACUUGCUGCUGUAGUGGCUGUUAACUAUGGUUAAUCUAGAGACCUCCAUUCAUAUCGGUAUUUGGUUUAUGGUUGGGGUAUCUCUUCUAGCUCUUGCUCUGAGACUUUAUUGUCGACUCUCCCGGCGGCGGCCUCUAUGGUGGGAUGAUUUUGUGCUUGUAGCUGCCUGGACUAUGGCUGCAACUUCCGGAGGCUUCAUUAGCGCAUUUGCAUCCCCAGGGUCCGGAAUCUCUAUCUCAGGGAGCGGCAGGAUCAUGACUUACUUCAACGUGUGUUCUGUGUUCUGCGGUCUCGCAUCAGCCUGGUCGAAGUCUGCCUUUGCUAUUACUUUACUGCGACUAGAAAGCGGACGAGGUCGGUAUUUCCUCUGGUACGCCCUUAUCUCCAUCAACGCCUCUUAUUUGUUGUACGUGGUCACGGCUUGGAACAGGCCUUGUGGUACGGAGGAUGAAGACGAUCUGUACAUUCCUGGCCCAUGUUGGAGCUCUACUGCCAAAAUGGCCGUACCACUCUCCGUUGUAGUAUAUUCAGCGGCUAUGGACUUCCUCCUUGCUUUAUUUCCUUGGAAGAUUGUCUGGAAAACCCGGAUGAGAAAACAAGAAAAAUUCGGUGUCGCAUUAGCUAUGAGUUUUGGGAUACUUGCUGGCAUAAUUGCCAUCAAAAGAGCCACCAACAUGGUUGGGAUGGAUCCCGUUGCAUCAUUCAAUUAUUUCUAUGGAAGGUGUAUACAAUGUGUUUAUAACUUAGCAGAACCAUGCGUGUCGAUCGUCGCCCAAACGAUCCCGAAUCUACGUGUGUUGUUCAUCAACGACACGCCUUCCGAGCCACUUCCAGCUGGACUGCCCGUUCCGCUUGGUUCUAGGAAAGGCCCUGGGACACGGGGCGUGUCGGGGGAUUCGCAAUGGCCCGUGUUUAAUGAGGAUGUGGAUUCUGCAAAAGAUCUGCGUAAUUUCGCAAAACCAACAUGAAGUACCUACUCUAGGUUACACACUAAAUGCCGAAAACACAUUUUUCUUCAGCAUUCUACCUACCUAUGCAAGUUUGCAAUCGUAUUUAGAUGUCGUCAUUGGGGUGUGUCCACUUCAAAUAUUGUUACGUAGCUACCUAGGUACCUAGUACGUAGGCACACCUUGAUCUUUGACCUUAGAACAAUAUAAUCUAGAUUGUUGGAUGAUGAGAAUACCUAGGUAAAUAUAUCUAGACCCUAGAAUAAUUUUACUAUUUAUAGAUACCUAAAGCUGA
Annulohypoxylon maeteangense is the source of this 1440-nucleotide messenger RNA. RefSeq lists its product as uncharacterized. The record is from RefSeq and is a predicted model, not a curated record. NCBI's taxonomy places the organism in Eukaryota, Fungi, Ascomycota, Sordariomycetes, Xylariales, Hypoxylaceae. Bases 225 to 1166 code for a protein of 313 amino acids. The transcript is spliced from 6 exons.